AUGAGUUUGGCAGACCCUCUUGCAUCUCCCUCCAGCAGCCCAUCACUCAGCCCAACCCGCUCGCGCAGAGUCUCUGCACGAAGGGGCUCCGUGACCGCUGCAGACCCAUGGGGGACCCAUUCCGAUAUUAACAAUCAUCCUUCACGAGAAACCUCUAGCAGACUGACAAUCGUCCGCGUGCCUACUCAGGGCGAUGAAGAUGGCCACCCCAGAAGACACAGACGCCACGGUAGCAAUGCGUCUAUAAGUUCCACUUCGUCGAGUGGGAAAGAGGGGUCCAGGAUGAGUUUCGCCUUUACUUCCUUCUCCCAGUCUCAGCCAUCUCCGGGUGCUCCACCUCACGGUGGGAGCAGUCCCACUUCGUCCCCUCGGAUGCGUCCCCACUCUCCCAGUCUUACACGUCGCUACUCCGGCUCCAUCGUCAACGCGAACAGGCUCUCGCCUGAACAGCUCCUCGACGUUGCGCGCCAGUCUUGCAACCCGCGUCCGUCUCUGAGCAACGCUUCUACCCCGGUAUCUCCCGCAGCACUCGCUCCAGCUUCGUUCACACUGCUCCCAGACACCAUCCUCUUACCAUUCAUCGAUCGUCCCACUGAGGUCUCUCAGUUAAUGACAGCCCCUCCAACUGCCAAGCUCUUCGCUCUCCUCGCCCAAAUGUUCCCUGCUGAUGCCAGGGCGCCAUCUGGUUCCGAGUUAGUGGAGACUCUUCUCGGCCGAGACCCGAAGCAGUGGUCCUACGCUGAUUUGGAUUUCUGGAUGAAGACUGUCGACCGUGAUGUUGUCAACGACGUGCUGUGGGUCUUGAAGUCUCGGGCUUGCGUCAUGUAUAAGAGCGAGCUCAUUUGGGAACGCAUCAAGGGCGCACUCGGCGUCCCUCCUGAACUAGACAUCGACGAAGAGGAGCUACAAAUUGCAUUCGAAUCCGAACAUGAAGCUGUGCCCGAGUCCACUGUCGGUAUCUCGGAUAACGAGAGCGAACGGUAUCCUCCAGUCUUUGAUUCUCCCAACCCGGCGCUCGAAGUCAAACUUUGCAGUCCUGAGCUUAGGCACUCAGAUGGAUAUUCCAUUGAGCCUGUUCUGGCGAUGAAUGCGGCCCCGCCACCAGCGUCAUCCUCGCUUGAUCCGUCCACGGCGCAUGAGCUGUCCGAGGUGCGGGAAGAAGAUGAGAAUGAGGAUGAUGGUGACGAGAGUCUAGACCUCAAUGCUGAAGGUCCUGAGGUGCAUGGUCUGAGGAUUACCACCAGCCCUAUGUCACCCAGGGCAUCAAACUACGCGAUCAGCCCCGGCGGCUCACCCUCACCACUGCCCUUGGGAAGUCCCGCCAUAGGCCCUCUUCCCAUUCCUCGGUCUGCCAUUCUUCAUGAUAAGGAUAUACCAUACGAUGCUUUGCAAGAGCGUGGCCCUGGACAUCCGCUCUUUCCCAGUAGCUUUGCCCACUUGUCCAUGGAGCCCACUCUGCGCAACAAUAUGCGUUCUCAUCGUGCGCAUAGCAUGUGGGCGCCGCCGCCGCCAAGAUUCACCAGCCCGCAUGCAAUUCGGGGGGAUUUACAUCGUGCUGCAAGCUCGCAUGGCGGAGGGGGUUACCGGCCUUUCAGACCCGACUGGGCGCAAGGCUACGAUCUAGCACGCCACGAAUUUGCGGUAGCAUCCAGCGCGGGCAGUGUUGGUGGAGACUGA
Fibroporia radiculosa is the source of this 1677-nucleotide messenger RNA. RefSeq lists its product as uncharacterized. NCBI's taxonomy places the organism in Eukaryota, Fungi, Basidiomycota, Agaricomycetes, Polyporales, Fibroporiaceae. The record is from RefSeq and is a predicted model, not a curated record. The transcript is spliced from 2 exons. Bases 1 to 1677 code for a protein of 558 amino acids.